AUGUCAAGUGGAAUGCAGAACUCUCAAGCUGGUCCAUCAGCAUUCACGAACUAUGCGAGUAGGUUCUUAUCUAGGAAGAUGGGUAAUCAGGAGGUAGAAGGAAGUCAAAUAUUUAGAGCUCCAUCACCACCCUCACCAUCACACGAUCCUUUCCUUCCUUCACCAUCAAUCACCAGUUCCCACCCUCAUCUCGCGGGGGGAUCAAGAUCCUCUUCACCUUCUCUAUCAGAUUCCGUCAGACGUACACCGCCAUUCCCCGGACCAGGUAUAGAAGGUAUACCAGAUAUUGACGAAUCGGGCUUGGGAAGUAGUAUAGGCGUCGGGUUACUAUUCUCUGCUCCACGGGAUGAAGAAGGUAGUAUACCUAAUCCAUCUUCUUCGUUGGGAAGUAAAGAGAAGAAGUCGAAACCAAAAUCAAGUGUACCCAAUCCUUAUGCAGCUUCGUCGGAAUCUUCGGAGGAAGAGGAAGAAUUGGAUUUAGAUGAAGUAGCAAAUGUUCGAAGAUCUCUCAUCAAACAAACCACUCGACAGCAACAACAGAAGAAUCCAUUAUCUGAAAGAGCAAGGAAAGGAUGGUUAGCUCAUCAAAGUGUUUUCCCACCUUCUUCGUCGUCUUCGAGCGAAGAUGAAGAUUCGGAUGAAAGUGAUAAACAGACUGAAUCCGAUUCGGAUUCACCUAGAAUGACAGGUAAUCCAAGGAGGAAAUCGUCCAAGUCAAGGUCAAGAUCAAGAGAUCAGAAUGAACCUCAGGGAUAUAUGCUAUCACCCUCAGAACUUUAUAAUGUAUCUACUGGAUUACAGGAUGCGUAUGAUGAACCGUCAAAUUUGGAAGAGCCUCUUUUAGGACCGGAUGAAUUGGAUGAGACUAGAAGUGGGGUACAAAGAAGGGGUAGAGUACCGGUCAGACUACAGGUAUAUCAUGGUAGAUUUGGGCAUUGGGAGAGAGAAGGUUUAAGAAAAUAUAAAGACUCUGGUUUCCUCGCUCUUUGGCUCACUAGCUUGACAGGGAUAAUCAUAGGUUUGGGAUUCGUAUGGGGAUCGACAGAUCCACCAUCAACCGCACCAGGUACACCCAGCCGCUCAGCACCUUCCAUUGUACCGCUCCUACCCUUACUUCUCAUCCUUCUCAUACCCACUCUUGUACUCCCUCCAGCAUUCUUACUUCUUUUGCGAAAGACUGUUCGACCUGUACUACUCGCCACAGCUAUCAGCAUACCUUUCUCGCUUUUCCUAUGUGGAUGGUGGGCAUUAGGAGAGAGUUUCGAUACCAGUGGUUUGACAGGGAUCGAACAAGGCGAGAGAUGGUGGGGAACUACUGGACUUCGGCUUGGUGCGGUCUUCCUUUGGCUGUUAGCUGCGUGGUUUGGUAGAUUAGUAUGGAAGAGGAGGAAAAGACUGGAUAGGACCGCUUCAGUAGUGGAGUUAUCCACCAACCUCCUACUCACUCAUCCCCCACUGCUGCUUCUAACUCCUCUUUUGCUGGGUGUCUUCGCAAUCACUUCCAUACCUUUCCUUACUCUGCUCAUACGUCUCGGUACCAUCGGCUAUUGGAGACAUCCACGCGAGAAUACCUGGGUCUUCCAUAUCAGACCGUACGCCGGAUGGUUGAUCUUCCUAGUCACUUUAGCAUGGGUAUGGACUUGGGGUGUUAUCCGGGGUGUCGGACGAGUAGCGGUCGCAGGUGUAGUGGGAGAAUGGUUCUUCCAUCGUGAGGAUCAGACGCAUCCAGCUCCUCUGGAGAUUACAACUGCUGCCGUUCACCGAGCCACCGGUACUUCGCUUGGAUCAAUCUGUUUAGGGGCAGGUAUUAUCGCCAUCGUACGGACGGUAGGCAGAGGUGCAGCAGAACUCAAACGAGUCACUAAUCCCAAAUCGAAGAUACUCCCUACACCUCUUCUAUUCCUGACCAGCCUCACACCAUUGUUUGGUAUCGUUGCUGGGGUUCUGGAUCAACUCAAUGGAUAUGCGUUGGUAUACGUUGGUAUAACUGGAGAAGCAUUUUGGCCUAGUGCUAGGAGGGCAGUCGGAUUGGCAGGACGGAGGAAAGGAGGUAGAUUACUAGAUUAUACCCUUAUCAAACUCCUUCUUACUCUGAGCUCCACUGCUAUGGGCCUUUUUACCGGUACAGCAGGAUACCUCUAUAUGACUCAUUCCCUAUCAAAUCCUGCUUAUGCACCUCUCGCGGGAUUGUUAUGUGGAGGUCUGCCCUUCUUGGCUGUUAGAGCCGGAGCGGCCGUUUUAGGUGAUGCUGCCGAUGCGUUGUUCAUCUGCUAUCAGAUUGAUAGGGAGCUAGGUGGUGAUCAUUGUGAGAAAGCUAAAGAAGCUUUUGCCGGUGAAUUACCCAGAGGUGAAGGAGCUGUGUAA
Molecule: messenger RNA, 2364 nt
Organism: Kwoniella mangroviensis CBS 8507
Lineage: Eukaryota; Fungi; Basidiomycota; Tremellomycetes; Tremellales; Cryptococcaceae
Exons: 10
Coding region: 1-2364 (787 amino acids)
Biological process (GO): transmembrane transport
Cellular component (GO): plasma membrane
Molecular function (GO): transmembrane transporter activity
Source: RefSeq, a predicted model, not a curated record